This is a messenger RNA of Suncus etruscus (white-toothed pygmy shrew), 1651 nucleotides long. Its product is annotated as tubulin alpha-1B chain. Gene Ontology annotation, molecular function: structural constituent of cytoskeleton; GTP binding. The transcript is spliced from 4 exons. Gene Ontology annotation, cellular component: microtubule; cytoplasm. Gene Ontology annotation, biological process: mitotic cell cycle; microtubule cytoskeleton organization. NCBI's taxonomy places the organism in Eukaryota, Metazoa, Chordata, Mammalia, Eulipotyphla, Soricidae. The record is from RefSeq and is a predicted model, not a curated record. The coding region runs from base 142 to 1497 and encodes 451 amino acids.
CUUAAGAGGCGCCGCCGCCCGCGCCCCACUUCCUGUGAGCGUUACUCAACUCGACCCUUAGCUUGUCGAGGACGGUAACGAGCCCCGCCGCCUGCUCCGCCCGCUUUCCUCCGUCUGCUCGGGAACCCCCACAGGCCCAUCAUGCGCGAGUGCAUCUCCAUCCACGUUGGCCAGGCUGGUGUCCAGAUCGGCAAUGCCUGCUGGGAGCUCUACUGCCUGGAACACGGCAUCCAGCCUGAUGGCCAGAUGCCCAGUGACAAGACCAUCGGGGGAGGAGACGACUCCUUCAACACCUUCUUCAGUGAAACGGGCGCUGGCAAACAUGUGCCCAGAGCUGUGUUUGUAGACCUGGAACCCACAGUCAUUGAUGAAGUUCGCACUGGCACCUACCGCCAGCUCUUCCACCCUGAGCAGCUCAUCACAGGCAAGGAAGAUGCUGCCAAUAACUAUGCCCGUGGGCACUACACUAUUGGCAAGGAGAUCAUUGACCUCGUCUUGGACCGGAUUCGGAAACUGGCUGACCAGUGCACAGGUCUUCAGGGCUUCUUGGUGUUCCACAGCUUUGGCGGGGGAACCGGUUCUGGGUUCACCUCCCUGCUGAUGGAACGUCUCUCUGUCGAUUAUGGCAAGAAGUCCAAGCUCGAGUUCUCCAUCUACCCAGCUCCCCAGGUUUCCACUGCUGUGGUUGAGCCCUACAACUCCAUCCUCACCACCCACACCACUCUGGAGCACUCUGAUUGUGCCUUCAUGGUAGACAAUGAGGCCAUCUAUGACAUAUGUCGUAGAAACCUUGAUAUUGAGCGCCCGACCUACACUAACCUGAACCGCCUUAUUAGCCAGAUUGUGUCCUCCAUUACUGCUUCUCUCCGAUUUGAUGGGGCCCUGAAUGUUGAUCUGACAGAAUUCCAGACCAAUCUGGUGCCCUACCCCCGAAUUCAUUUCCCUCUGGCCACAUAUGCCCCAGUCAUCUCUGCUGAGAAAGCCUACCAUGAGCAGCUUUCUGUUGCAGAGAUCACCAAUGCAUGCUUUGAGCCAGCCAACCAGAUGGUGAAAUGCGACCCUCGCCAUGGUAAAUACAUGGCUUGUUGCCUGUUAUACCGUGGUGAUGUGGUUCCCAAAGAUGUCAAUGCUGCCAUUGCCACCAUCAAGACCAAGCGCAGCAUCCAGUUUGUGGACUGGUGUCCCACUGGCUUCAAAGUUGGUAUCAAUUACCAGCCUCCCACUGUGGUUCCUGGUGGGGACCUGGCCAAGGUCCAGCGAGCUGUGUGCAUGCUGAGCAACACCACAGCCAUUGCUGAGGCCUGGGCUCGCUUGGAUCAUAAGUUUGAUCUGAUGUAUGCCAAGCGUGCCUUUGUUCACUGGUAUGUGGGUGAGGGCAUGGAGGAGGGAGAGUUCUCCGAGGCCCGUGAGGACAUGGCUGCCCUUGAGAAGGAUUAUGAAGAGGUUGGUGUGGAUUCUGUUGAAGGAGAGGGGGAGGAAGAAGGGGAAGAAUACUAAAACUUUAAGCCCUGAAUCAUGUCUUCCUUUAAACAACUCCAGCUCUAGAUGACAGUAAAGCUUUAUUAGAUCCUAUUUUUAAAUGUGAAUCAUGUCUUGUGUACCUCUUGACUUUAUUUCCAUCAUGUCUCAAUAAAUGCUUUUAAAUGUCUGA